This is a messenger RNA of Ochotona princeps (American pika), 1742 nucleotides long. RefSeq names its product ciliary microtubule associated protein 2 (gene CIMAP2). The coding region runs from base 83 to 1330 and encodes 415 amino acids. Lineage: Eukaryota; Metazoa; Chordata; Mammalia; Lagomorpha; Ochotonidae. The record is from RefSeq and is a predicted model, not a curated record. The transcript is spliced from 10 exons.
GUGCGGCAGGCGAGGGGGCGGUGCAGGAAGGGCGGCCUUGCGCGGAGCAGAGGACAGGAGCAGGCUGAGCACCCGUGAGACCAUGGGCACGAAAGUGGCCCCCAAGUGGUUCAGCGGGGCGCCCUUUGGAGUACAGAGCCACAGGUUUGACGUCUCGGCUGUCUACCCAGACCAGAAGAAGCAGAGCACCUUCACCGAGGCCCCGUACUCCCGGCGGCACUCUGUGGAAGUGGCCCACAUAGGCCCAGGGACUUACAGCUCCAAGGAGACCUGCUUCAGCAUGAAGAAGCUGAAGAAGGAGGUGGGCACUGGCUGGGCCCGGGCCCAGGAAGCCACACGGCUCACCCAGCUGCCUCACUUCCAGUACCAGGCCAUCCUGAAGGAGAAGAAGCAGCAGGGUCAAAAGCUGGGUCCAGGCUCCUACAACAUCAAAGACUUCCUGCAACUGCUGAAUCAGAAGCCGGGCAGCACGCGAGGCCUGCUUAGUUCUGGGGAGAAGCGCUUCCGUGGCCUCAUAGGGAACUACUACCCAGGUCCUGGGAAUUAUGGGGAAAAGGGCAACCCUUACACACGGCUGGAGGAGAACGCCUGGAACCGGUCCCAUGCUGAGGGCCUCCUGUGCAGGAUGAGCAACAAGCCAUCCUCCUUGGCUCACCAGGGCAGUGGACUAGGCCCUGGCACCUACAAUCUUAAAAGCAGCAUCGACACAUAUGUGGCACAUUCCAGCGGCACCCGUGGGCCCUACGACAUCUUCUCGGGUGAACGAAGUGAUCCCCUGCCUUUUGGACAUUACUCGGUGCAGAAGAAAAAGACCAGAGAACUGAUGGGUUUCAAGAGCUUCGUGGAAGAACUCAACUCUCGGCAUCACAAAAGUCAUGGAGUCUUCUCGAAACUUCCCCGCAAUCCAGAGACGCCCACGGAGAGGAUCUACUGGUCCACUCUCAACCAGUGUCCCCGGAAGCUGGCAACAUCUGGGCCUGGCAUGUGGCUUCCGCAGGAGAAGAAGUGCCAACACGUGGGCCUGUCCCCCUUCUUCCUGGCCUCUAAGCGCACCAGCGUCAAGACCUACCAGAAUCCCGUAGGCGUGGGCCGUUACUUCAACACCAGGCUGUCGGAGACCAAGGACAGAAGGAAGCGCUAUCGGUCCUUGUACAUGGGUGUUUGCAAGCGCUACCUCUCGGACCUAGCCCGGGACAGGCUCUUGCAGGAAAGACUUACACCUGAUACCAAUUGGAGGUGCUAUCCAGUUGUGGAUUACAACUCAGAUCCGACCCUUUUAAGGCCAUGUGUGGACGACAGUCAGCAGCGACCACAGUGUCUGAAAGCCUGAAGAUAAAGAUGGCCAUGGGAGGAGGGUGGGAGCAGGGAACCUUGGAGAAUGACGCACGAGAUUACCAAGGAGCUGGCAGAGGCGAGGGCGAGCGGGCGGGGUCACCUUUGCUGAAUCAUGGACCAGAGGUCACAGUGUCUGUGGGGGACAGCUGGUGUUGGGUAUCUUUUGUUCUAAGACAUUCAUUUUCCAGAGAAUCCAAACCAGUCAAAGACAUGACGGUGGAAGCCAGGGAGCCGAGGGAGCGAGGCUGGAAAGCGGUCGGGACCCUUGGAAACCCCUUCUCUAAAGCCAGAGUGCUUGGCUCCUUCCUGACAGACCAACAGAAGAAGGGAGCAUGCCUGGUGGUGGUGGGGGGGAAGGAAUGGCAUCUAUCAUGGGGCAGCUUUGGGAUGCCACCCCAGCAUGCUAC